Molecule: messenger RNA, 2271 nt
Organism: Closterium sp. NIES-65
Lineage: Eukaryota; Viridiplantae; Streptophyta; Zygnematophyceae; Desmidiales; Closteriaceae
Source: the annotation of a GenBank genome assembly
AUGGACGUGGACGUGGACGUGGACGUGGACGUGGACGUGGACGUGGACGUGGACGUGGACGUGGACGUGGACGUGGACGUGGACGUGGACGUGGACGUGGACGUGGACGUGGACGUGGACGUGGACGUGGACGUGGACGUGGACGUGGACGUGGACGUGGACGUGGACGUGGACGUGGACGUGGACGUGGACGUGGACGUGGACGUGGACGUGGACGGACGUGGACGUGGACGUGGACGUGGACGUGGACGUGGACGUGGACGUGGACGUGGACGUGGACGUGGACGUGGACGUGGACGUGGACGUGGACGUGGACGUGGACGUGGACGUGGACGUGGACGUGGACGUGGACGUGGACGUGGACGUGGACGUGGACGUGGACGUGGACGUGGACGUGGACGUGGACGUGGACGUGUGGACGUGGACGUGGACGUGGACGUGGACGUGGACGUGGACGUGGACGUGGACGUGGACGUGGACGUGGACGUGGACGUGGACGUGGACGUGGACGUGGACGUGGACGUGGACGUGGACGUGGACGUGGACGUGGACGUGGACGUGGACGUGGACGUGGACGUGGACGUGGACGUGGACGUGUGGGACGUGGACGUGGACGUGGACGUGGACGUGGACGUGGACGUGGACGUGGACGUGGACGUGGACGUGGACGUGGACGUGGACGUGGACGUGGACGUGGACGUGGACGUGGACGUGGACGUGGACGUGGACGUGGACGUGGACGUGGACGUGGACGUGGACGUGGACGUGGACGUGGACGUGGACGUGGACGUGGACGUGGACGUGGACGUGGACGUGGACGUGGACGUGGACGUGGACGUGGAGUGGACGUGGACUGACGUGGACGUGGACGUGGACGUGGACGUGGACGUGGACGUGGACGACGUGGACGUGGACGUGGACGUGGACGUGGACGUGGACGUGGACGUGGACGUGGACGUGGACGUGCGUGGACGUGGACGUGGACGUGGACGUGGACGUGGACGUGGACGUGGACGUGACGUGGACGUGGACGUGGACGUGGACGUGGACGUGGACGUGGACGUGGACGACGUGGACGUGGACGUGGACGUGGACGUGGACGUGGACGUGGACGUGGACAUGGACGUGGACGUGGACGUGGACGUGGACGUGGACGUGGACGUGGACGUGGACGUGGACGUGACGUGGACGUGGACGUGGACGUGGACGUGGACGUGGACGUGGACGUGGACGUGGACGUGGACGUGGACGUGGACGUGGACUGGACGUGGACGUGGACGUGGACGUGGACGUGGACGUGGACGUGGACGUGGACGGGACGUGGACGUGGACGUGGACGUGGACGUGGACGUGGACGUGGACGUGGACGACGUGGACGUGGACGUGGACGUGGACGUGGACGUGGACGUGGACGUGGACGUGGACGUGGACGUGGACGUGGACGUGGACGUGGACGUGGACGUGGACGUGGACGGACGUGGACGUGGACGUGGACGUGGACGUGGACGUGGACGUGGACGUGGACGUGGACGUGGACGUGGACGUGGACGUGGACGUGGACGUGGACGUGGACGUGGACGUGGACGUGGACGUGGACGUGGACGUGGACGUGGACGUGGACGUGGACGUGGACGUGGACGUGGACGUGGACGUGGACGUGGACGUGGACGUGGACGUGGACGUGGACGUGGACGUGGACGUGGACGUGGACGUGGACGUGGACGUGGACGUGGACGUGGACGUGGACGUGGACGGGACGUGGACGUGGACGUGGACGUGGACGUGGACGUGGACGUGGACGUGGACGUGGACGUGGACGUGGACGUGGACGUGGACGUGGACGUGGACGUGGACGUGGACGUGGACGUGGACGUGGACGUGGACGUGGACGUGGACGUGGACGUGGGACGUGGACGUGACGUGGACGUGGACGUGGACGUGGACGUGGACGUGGACGUGGACGUGGACGUGGACGUGGACGUGGACGUGGACGUGGACGUGGACGUGGACGUGGACGUGGACGUGGACGUGGACGUGGACGGGACGUGGACGUGGACGUGGACGUGGACGUGGACGUGGACGUGGACGUGGACGUGGACGUGGACGUGGACGUGGACGUGGACGUGGACGUGGACGUGGACGUGGACGUGGACGUGGACGUGGACGUGGACGUGGACUGGGACGUGGACGUGGACGUGGACGUGGACGUGGACGUGGACGUGGACGUGGACGUGGACGUGGACGUGGACGUGGACGUGGACGUGGACGUGA